AUGUCCAGAGACUCAAUUGUCUGUUAUGCAGUUGUCCGGGACGCAAAUGUCCACUCUCUCUUUUUAUUUUUCCCAUGCCGUUUUCAUCGUCUUUCUAUUCUUUCUAUUUUCUCUUUCCUUCUUUCCUUCUUUCUUUCUUUUUCAUUUUCUCUAUCUUAUUCUUCUACCUUUCUUUCUUUCUUUCUUUCUUUCUUUCUUUCUUUCUUUCUUUCUUUCUUUCUUUCUUUUGUAUUUCUUUUUCUUCUGUCUUUUCUAUGCUUCUCAUCCAACCCCUUCCUUGUUUUCAUUUUUUUGCUCUUCUUUUUUCUAACUUUUACUAUCUAUCUAUCUAUCUAUCUAUCUAUCUAUCUAUCUAUCUAUCUAUCUAUCUAUCUCAGUAUGUUCAUUAUCUAUCUAUCUAUCUAUCUAUCUCAGUCUGUUUAUUAUCUAUCUAUCUAUCUAUCUAUCUAUCUAUCUAUCUAUCUAUCUAUCUAUCUAUCUAUGUCUUUCUUCAUCUCUUUCUUGCUUAUUACUUCUUCUCAUAUUUUCUCCCUCUUAAUUUUUUACUCUUAUAAUAUCUCUCCCACUUUCUCUUCCAUUUUAUUCCUCUCUCUUUCUCCUAUUUUCUUUUAA
Acanthosepion pharaonis is the source of this 612-nucleotide messenger RNA. NCBI's taxonomy places the organism in Eukaryota, Metazoa, Mollusca, Cephalopoda, Sepiida, Sepiidae. The record is from the annotation of a GenBank genome assembly.